Paralichthys olivaceus (Japanese flounder) is the source of this 641-nucleotide messenger RNA. The record is from RefSeq and is a predicted model, not a curated record. NCBI's taxonomy places the organism in Eukaryota, Metazoa, Chordata, Actinopteri, Pleuronectiformes, Paralichthyidae.
UGUUUCUCUCCCACAGCGGGACACACUGUGGUAGAAACACUCUGCCUAAGAAGGGACUCAGGUACGGCCCCACCCCGCAGCUGCGAAGCCACGAGGAGGCCCGUGAUUGGCUGCGCUCCCACUCCACCAGCGGGCUGCAGGACUCAGUCGGUAACUCCCCGUUCUCCCCCGGCUCCAGCAUCACCUCCCCCUCCGGCACUCGCUUCAACUUCGGACAGCUCGCAUCCAGCCCGACCUCAGCAGCUCAGAUCAACAUCGCCGGUCUGCGCAACAACAGCCUGACCAAUCAGGACGUCGCCUUCGACCCCUGCGCAGACAACCGGCUGAGAAACUCCUGCAUGUCUCUGGAUGAGAAGACUCGCACCAUGAGCCGCUCGGGCUCCUUCAGGGACGGCUUCGAGGAAGUUCAUGGAUCAUCUCUGUCUCUGGUCUCCAGCACCUCCUCCAUUUACUCCACGAACGAGGAGAAGUCUCAGUCGGAGAUCCGCAAGCUGCGCCGAGAGCUGGAUGCCUCCCAGGAGAAGGUUUCCGCCCUGACGACACAGCUGAGCGCCAACGCUCACCUGGUGGCAGCGUUUGAACAGAGUCUGGGCAACAUGACCAUCAGACUGAAGAGUCUCACCUUGACGGCAGAGCAGAAG